GUUAGCAAAAGAGAGUUCAAAUUUUUUUUCCGUAGACAAUUAUUGAAUCCACUUAUUUUAAAAUAUAAUUUUUUUACACUUAUAAUUUUGUUUUUAAGGUAAAGAAAAAGUUGAUGCGAAAUGCUGUGGAAGACAGAGAAUUUGGAAAAAGCAUUGAAAUCGAUGAAGUGAAAUUAGAAGAGCAAGUAAAAGAAGUGGAGGAUAUAAUACAGAUGUUUAUCGAUAUAAACCUAAAUGAAAAUUUCAAAAGAGAGUUGGAAGUUUUGGAUGAUACUUACAUCGAACAUGUUGGCCUGGAAAAUCUUAUUGUAGAAAGAAUGGAAGCAAACCUUGAUUUGUUAGGAGGUGAAUUUGGGCUAGACAUAGGACGUUUGAAUAAAGAAGAUGAAGAGCUAUCGAAUGGGGAAAAUGCCGAGUCACGUGCGGAGUUUUUAAAAAAAGUUGGAUUCUCAAUUACGGGAGCUGAAAAUUUCAAAAACUUUAUUGUUACAACUAUACAACAUCGUUCGUUACAAAAUUGGCUAGACUUUGACAAGACAUUUGACAAGACAAUUGGCUAGACAAUUACUUAGACUUUGACAAGACUUUGACAAGACAAUUGGCUAGACAAAAUUGGCUAUUUAGAAAAAAUAUUUUUUAGCAAAAAUUUGAUAGCCUGCUUUCAUGGUUUUCCUUUUGAGGGCCCUAACAACAUACGAUUUAAUAUAAGCUUGCAUCAAAGCUCUGCAAACUUGCAAGGAAAAGAAAUUUCGGCAUGGAAUAUAAAAUUAAAUCUUUAAGAAAUGGAUAUUGCAAAUAAAAUUUCAGAAAUUAAAACAGUAUUGUCUAUAGGUAUAUAAUUUUUUUUUUAAUUUUUAUAUCAAACAUUUUUAACUCAACUACUUUUAAUGCAUUUGUUGUUAUCUUAAUAAUGAA
Molecule: messenger RNA, 915 nt
Organism: Hydra vulgaris (swiftwater hydra)
Lineage: Eukaryota; Metazoa; Cnidaria; Hydrozoa; Anthoathecata; Hydridae
Source: RefSeq, a predicted model, not a curated record